Molecule: messenger RNA, 2500 nt
Organism: Amphimedon queenslandica
Lineage: Eukaryota; Metazoa; Porifera; Demospongiae; Haplosclerida; Niphatidae
Exons: 12
Coding region: 24-2369 (781 amino acids)
Molecular function (GO): protein binding
Source: RefSeq, a predicted model, not a curated record
GCGACGUGUUGCAUAGCUCCAUCAUGACAGCAUCACUAUCUUUAUUCAUGAGAAGGCUACUCUUCCUUAGCCUGAUACUGCAGUAUCUACUCCACCAUUGCAAUGGGCUUAUACGGCGAGAUACUAGAUCUAAUGAUAGUGAAAUCUUGCCAAGGUCACCUAGUCCAAUAACUUCAAUGCAAUGGAGAAUACAAGAAGAGAGGCUUUAUCUCAGAUGGAUUGAGAACAGUACUGCUAGUGGACUCAUGAAUGAUGCUAUGAUGCGUCAUUAUAUUCAUAUACACAGAAUGGUUUUGUUUCAUAAUACAUACGUGCCAAGUGAUGACUCACCCACUACUGUCAUUAGAACAUUAAGAGGCUCUCGAUCAGCUCAAAUAACUGGCCUAAGACCAAAGAGCAUUUACCAAAUAAAAAUGGUAACGUUAUCAAGAUCAGAAACAUUAUCAAGCAAACCAAUACGCAUUAAUACAGGACAAUUAGAGUUCUUACGUGCAUACAAUUUGACUGUUUCAAAAGUUAAGGAUACCAGUGCAGUAUUCAUAUGGUAUUAUGAGCCACCUUUUGUAUAUGAAAUCAGUUUUAAGUUGGAAUGUACUGGAGUUCAGUUAUAUAAAGAUGCUGUUAAAGUUACUAAACCAGUGAUCAGAUUCACAUAUGAAGCACUCCCUACAACAAAAGGACAGUGUUCCUAUUAUUCAACAACCCUCCAGCCUAAUACAAUGUAUCAUUGUCAUUUAUUAACAGUAGCUGACAGCAGUAUCAGCAGCCAGCCUUACAGUCAAGUACAGUUUUCAACAUCAAUUGGAAGGCCAUCUGCUCCACCUAUGCCAGUAAUUGUAACAGAUGCUAAACAUAAAUAUGAUUUUAGUGUCAAAUUAUUUAAAUCAAGUCUUAAAUAUGGACCAAUAAGUCAUUAUACAGUGUAUGCUGUCCCAGUUACACGUUCCAGUGGGUCCUCAUUGAAUCAUCCAUUCACUCCAGUAGUGCCUUACAAUGCACUGAUGCAUAAAUCAGUAACAAUGCACUUAGCAUCAGAAGUAUCAACAAGAUUACCAUUCAUGAUUGGACUCUAUGGAAAUGAGACUUUACCAAAUGAGCUGUAUUUUGAAGGAGAAGAUAUAAAAAGAACUGGAGCAUUCAAGGAAAAUGAAUACUACACAUUUAUUGUAUUUGCUUUUACUAAAAUAAAGGAUUCUAAUGGAACUGCAUUAUACUCAAUGAGUUUACCUGCCAACCCACCAAUACACAUUGAGUAUAGUGAAGAUGAUAUUUGGAUAGAAGAAAAGAAACCAACCAUAAAACACUUUGUGUUCAUUACACUGUACACUAUACUCUCAAUAACUGGUAUCCUAAUAGGAACAUUGCUUCUUAUAUGCUGCAUAUUAAUAAACAACAGAUACUGGACUUUUGGUAAAAUAAAAAGAAAAUAUAAAAAACUAACCAACAAAGAGAGCGAAGAGGAGGAGGAGGAGGAAGUGACCAUAUUCAUGAACUCAUUUAUAGAUACUCUGAAAUCAGAGACAAAGAGAGCCACAAAACCUAGAGGUCAUGGAUCAUUGAGACUAGAAGAAUUAAAAUUACUUGCACACGAGGAGAAUGAUGAAGAUUACAGACCUGAUUUAUUUUCAAUAGUGACACCUCCAGAUUCGCCUGUUGCUGUUAACAAACCAACAUCUCCAUUGGUAACACACGCAAUAAUUAACGAAACUAAUAACGAACAAUGUAACAAUGAGAGGAAAGGGCAAAUUGAUACCGAAUACAAUGACAGCAAAGCUACAUGUACCAAAUCAAGUAGCUACAUCAAUAGCUCAGUGGCAGCUCAUGUUAAUUGCAGUGAUGACGGAAUGAUGACUGCAGGUACAUUCAAGCUACCAAGAGCAAUAAAAUAUGUGCCACCCACUUCAGCCAUGAACAGUCAGCAGUAUUACAAGACACACACACCUGGGACACCUCUAAGGAGAAUGCCUGAACCAGUACCAAUCAGUAAAGAGCCGUCUAGACUGAGUCGGGAAGUAUCCAAAGCAUCUAUAUUGAGUGAAGACGUGUCAAAAGAAAUAACUGGAGAUCCGUCCAUUAGCAGAGAGCCUUCCCAAGAUGUAGGAGUGAUAAUAAAUGAUCCAUCGAUUAGCAAGGAGUCCUCUAGUGACCCGUUUGAUGACCCGUCCAUUAGUAGAGAAGCGUCUUCCAAGGAAAUGGAAGGAGUUAGUAACGGAGGGAUUAGAAUACAAAUCAUUAAUCCGGACAAUGAAAUUGAAGAGCUAAUUGAUACUGGAAUCAAAAUGAAUGACAGAAUGGAAUCAGAAAAUGCGAAUCGUCCAGGAAUAGGAACAAAUCCUGAAGAAAUAGUAACAAAUCUUAUUGAUUGGUGAACAAAGAUAAAAUGACAAUAAUAAUAAUAACAGUAACAAUAAAAUGAUAAUGAUUGUAGUAAUGAAUAUAUAAUUAGCUAAGUACGACUUUAAUGUUUUCUAAUAGUUUGAUGAUGUCACUUAACAAUAAA